Messenger RNA from Colletotrichum graminicola M1.001, 1272 nucleotides. RefSeq lists its product as uncharacterized. The record is from RefSeq and is a predicted model, not a curated record. The transcript has a single exon. The coding region runs from base 1 to 1272 and encodes 423 amino acids. NCBI's taxonomy places the organism in Eukaryota, Fungi, Ascomycota, Sordariomycetes, Glomerellales, Glomerellaceae.
AUGCCUCCGCGCGGUCGCAAACGCGCGUCAGAUGUCGAUCCCGGACCGCAGCCCGAGAGUCCGUCUCCCUCUUCCCUGGCUGAUCGUGAGCCGCCGCCGCCCUUCUUCAACACAACCUUCUCCACCCAUCGCGCAUCACCCCUCUACGUCGGCGCCAAUGCCCUUACCUUUCCCCGCUUACAGACGCUCUCGCAACGCUUGCGCGACACGCUCGUGGGAGACGUCGUGAGAGGCGUGCAAGUAGGUCUGGAAGGUAGCGACAGCUCACUUGGACGCGCCGGGCCCCUCGAGAGGGUCGGCAUCCGCUGGGUCGGUCUUGGUGCCCUGCUCGGCGGCGCACUCGAUGCAGAUGCAGACCUCAGUCAAGACCUAGGCGGGGAAGUGGCGGACAGCAAUAUGGACCUCAUGAGGAGGGGCCUGGUAUUCGAAAUCAAAUACGAGAACGCGCUAUGCACAGCUGUGCUGCUGCCGGCACUUUCCGACAAGACAAAGGAUACGCGACAGGACGGACUGGCUGCCAACAAACUCGAGAUACCUGGAUUUCUCGGCAAUGACAGCUCGGAUGAGGACAACCGCUUUCUGAAUCUGCCUUUGCUUCUCUUGCGCAUGCCGGGGCCCCUGAAAAGCCUCAUCGUGGACUUCCUCUCAAGCACCUUCGACUGCCGCAUCAGUUCUAUGCGCCUGGGCACAAAAAGCCUCACAUCUGCGUGGGAGAGGUGGAUCCAAGACGCCGGGCUCCCCUCGCAAGGCCCGUUGGCCAAAGACAUGGUCUUGACUUUGGGUUUCUACGUACCACCUCCCGACACCUCCGAGGGAAACGAAGACCAGCAACUAGAAGGGCUAGGGAUCAAGUCGAUAGAUGUCAUCAUUCCGGCUGAGGAGCUACGGAGGUUCGUCAAAGAAGGCCAGGGUGUCGCAAACCCUGCGGAAACUACCAAGCGGAAACCAGGCAGCCAAGGAUACGAGGGCGAUCAGAGAAAGAGAAAGCGACUGGCUGGCGGCAAGGCCGACGAGGGUUGGGGAUGGAUCGAAGAGGGCAACGGCAAAGAGCCGGAGCCGUUUCUGCGCGCCCUGGGUGCCUACUUGGACAAACAUCUCGCCCUCAACCUCUUCCAUCCUGGGGUGAGGGUCACCAAGAUCGCUUGCGGCGGAUUCGUGCUCUCUGAGGGACGAGUCAAGGUGUUUCCCCCGCCUGGCAACGACGACGAGGACCAAGUGUACAAACCCAUCAAGAGCCUUGUCGGAGACCUCAUCGACAGCGCCGUAUCCUGA